Zootoca vivipara (common lizard) is the source of this 3549-nucleotide messenger RNA. RefSeq lists its product as uncharacterized. NCBI's taxonomy places the organism in Eukaryota, Metazoa, Chordata, Lepidosauria, Squamata, Lacertidae. The record is from RefSeq and is a predicted model, not a curated record.
UGGAGGUCAAGCUCUCGCAGAGUGAGCCAAGUAACAACAGUAGCAUCGGGGGAAAUCAGGAUGUAUCAAACGUGGACCACACCAGCAAACACGAUGGUGCAGAGAAUGACGAGGGGUUGUAUGAAAGUGGAAACAGUGGAAAUACCACUGAUUGCAUCAACAGAGGAGAUGUUGGCCAUGAAGAAUGUAGAAGAAUCGAAUCUGCCACACCCAGAGAUACAUUCAAUGGAGCUGAUGAUUUAGUGAAUGCUCUUGGAAAUGCUGGCAGAAGACCUGAGAGCAACCCUAGUCAUUCCACAACAAAUGGAAGCAGAGAAGAACCCACUGCUGAAAGGGAUGUUACUGGAGAGGACAUCCCUAGGGGUAACUUGGAAGGUGGAAACUCAAGUGAUGGCAGACGUGGGACUGGAGAUGGGAAUGUUGAUUAUACCAUCCGAACAGACCUUUCCACAGUCACUCAAAAUGACGAUGGAAUGGAAAACCACAUUGGCAACAUGGUUGGAGAAGGAUAUGGUGGCACCCCAGGAGACCAGACUAACGACACCCAAGGCCCAAAUGGUGCAGGUGGAGGUGGAUAUGCAAAUGCUGAACCUGAAGGAAACAUAACCAGGGGAUCUAUGAUAAAUAUGGUCCAUGGAGAAAGCAUUCACUGGGCGGACGUGAAUGAAACCGGCAGUAGUAAUAGCGGAGAUCCAAAUGAAGAAGGUUCUAGCGAUAGCUGGGGGGAAGGACGUGAUGAAGACACAGCAGCUCUGGGGGGAAAUGAGAGAGCGAAGCCUAGCAAUCAGACUUGCGACGAAGACAGAGAAGUUGGCCAUCCUAAUGGGGGAAGAGAUGUUGGUGGAGACCCUGCAACCAAUGGAACUGUGGAGCUGUGCCUCAAAAAGAAACAGAAUGACACUCUAGGGUCAGAGGGUGUCGCUACGGGCACUGACGGUAGCAGUAAUGGAUCAGUUGUGAACCAUGCAGAUGGCAGCAAUGUGAAUGAUACUGGCAGGGAUGGGACCCCUGACAACAGAGAGGCCAUUGAUGGGCUUCCCAGUGCAAGCAGCUCUCAGGACGCCAGUGGAGGUCGCCCAGAGGAUACCAGUGACCAUGAGGACACCAGCGAAGCCGAGAGCAAUAGCGCUUAUAGUCUGAGUGUUGAGCUCAUGCAAGGGGACGAGCCCGACGAAAGCCCUGAGUCUGAAGGCUCUGAGUCGAGUAGCCAGCAAGAAGCAUCAAGUGAGGCAAGCGAUGGGGAGGACUCAGAAGACGCGUCUCAGGGAGAAGAGGAAGAAAGUGCCAGUGAGAACGAGAGCAGCGAGCAGGCCGAGAGCAACAGCGAAGACAGUCAACCAGAGAGCAGCGAGAGUGACAGCCAUCCAGACAGCAGCCAAGGUCAAUCUAAUAGCAGCAGUGGAAGUGAGUCUGAGAGCAGCAGCGAGAGUGGGUCUGACAGUAGCAGUGAAAGUGAUGGCAAGGCUGACGAAAGCAGCAGUGAGAGUGAGUCUGAGAGCAGCAGUGAGGGUGACAGCAGCAGUGGGAGUGAGAGUGGCAGUGAGAGUGAGAAGUCCAGCAGUGAGAGUGAGAGUAGCAGUGAGAGUGAGAAAUCCAGCAGUGAGAGUGAGAGUGGCAGUGAGAGUGAGAAAUCCAGCAGUGAGAGUGAGAGUAGCAGUGAGAGUAAGAAAUCCAGCAGUGAGAGUGAGAAGUCCAGCAGUGAGAGUAGCAGUGAGAGUGAGAAGUCCAGCAGCAGCAGCGAAAGCAGCAGCAGUGAAAGCAGCAGCAGCGAAAGCAGCAGCAGCGAAAGCGAAUCUGACAGUAGCAGUGAGAGUGAAAGCAGCAGUGAGGACGACAGCGAAUCUGAUAGCAGCAGUGAGAGUGAUAGCAGUGGUGCAUCGGACACCAGCGAAAGUAGCAGUCAAGCGGGGAGCAGUGAAAACGGCAGCCAGUUCAUGCAAGGGGACGAGCCCGACGAAAGCCCUGAGUCUGAAGGCUCUGAGUCGAGUAGCCAGCAAGAAGCGUCAAGUGAGGCAAGCGAUGGGGAGGACUCAGAAGACGCGUCUCAGGGAGAAGAGGAAGAAAGUGCCAGUGAGAACGAGAGCAGCGAGCAGGCCGAGAGCAACAGCGAAGACAGUCAACCCGAGAGCAGCGAGAGUGACAGCCAUCCAGACAGCAGCCCAGGUCAAUCUAAUAGCAGCAGUGGAAGUGAGUCGGAAAGCAAUGGAGAAAGUGAAUCUGAGAGCAGCAGCGAAAGUGAUGGCAAGGCUGACGAAAGCAGCAGUGAGAGUGAGUCUGAUAGCAGCAGUGAGGGUGACAGCAGCACUGGGAGUGAGAGUAGCAGUGAGAGUGAGAAGUCCAGCAGUGAGAGUGGCAGUGAGAGUGAGAAGUCUAGCAGUGAGAGUGAGAAGUCCAGCAGUGAGAGUGAGAAAUCCAGCAGUGAGAGUGAGAGUAGCAGUGAGAGUGAGAAAUCCAGCAGUGAGAGUAGCAGUGAGAGUGAGAAAUCCAGCAGCAGCAGCAGCAGCAGCGAAAGCAGCAGCAGCGAAAGCAGCAGCAGCGAAAGCGAAUCUGACAGUAGCAGUGAGAGUGAAAGCAGCAGUGAGGACGACAGUGAAUCUGAUAGCAGCAGUGAGAGUGAUAGCAGUGGUGCAUCGGACACCAGCGAAAGUAGCAGUCAAGUGGGGAGCAGUGAAAACGGCAGCCAGUCAGACAGUGAUAGCGAAGACGGUGGUGAGUUAACGAGCAGUGAAAGUGAGAACGAUUCGGCAAACCAACCCGACAGCGAUAGUGAGAGUGCACCUCUGAGUGCAGAAAACGGUACUGCCAGCGAUGGUGCUUCAGAUACAGCGGAAAUGGCAAGUGACGAUGAAUCUGCAGCAAGCGAGGAGAGUGACAGUGAUUCUCAGUCAGAAGGUGGAGACACUGAGAGCGAAUCCAUAAGUGAAGGCAGUCAGAGCAACGACCUAACCAGUGAUUAUUAAUGCAAAGUUGAGGAAGGAUCAAAUUAUGGCAAUGGAAGCGCUCAUGAUGGCAGAGGAAGACUGGACAGCGACAUAGAAGCCAAGAUAACCGGCCGAAACACGUUUGUCAGGAAGUUACCACCGCAAGAUCUCUAAAUAAGUGUGAUUAGGAUCAUGGUCAAAGUCGAAUUGGGGGCACAUUACGGUAGCAGGAAAGCUGCCCCAGUCCUCAUAGUCACAGGGGGUCAAAAAUGCUGUGUUUAUACAUUUUUGAGUGCUGCGGUUUGGUUUCCAAUAAACUAUAUGCCUUUGCACAAUGGGUAUUCAAUUAUUGGUAAACAGAUACAAUAUAAAUAAAAGCCCAGGUUCUGAUACACAUGUUCAUUCAUCAAAGACCUCCAGGGUUGGUUCUUAUAAGUGUUCUUAUAAGUGUUAUUCAUUACUUGGCUGCAACAUCAUGACUUGCAUGUGUGAAUGAAACAUUGCAAAUAGAAUUCCUGGUAAACACCACCUGGCCUGUUUUUCUUGGUUUACUUGUUCAAUAUCGUGGUUCUUAGAACAUUAUAAAUGUGCCCUGUGUGUAAACUGUAAAAUAAAUUAUUAUUUUUCA